Molecule: messenger RNA, 2141 nt
Organism: Linum tenue
Lineage: Eukaryota; Viridiplantae; Streptophyta; Magnoliopsida; Malpighiales; Linaceae
Source: the annotation of a GenBank genome assembly
CAUGGGCGAGUGUUUAAAACCCCUCUAAAAAGGGAUAUCUAAGUAGAAGAAGCCGAAGGCCCUACUACUCCCUCUUCUCUUCCCCCCACACGCAAUAAUAAAAAUAUCUCAGUUAGCAAGCUGCUAGCUUUACCCUUUUCCCCCCUUUUCCGGUGGGUGGUUAUGGCUUCUUCUUCCAGUUCCAUGGAAGGAGGAGUGGAGAAUGACUAUACUCAAGAUGGGACGGUGGAUCUCAAAGGGAACCCAGUUCGCCGUUCUAAACGUGGUGGCUGGAAAGCUUGCUCCUUCGUUGUUGUUUAUGAGGUGUUUGAGAGGAUGGCGUACUACGGGAUAUCGACAAACUUGGUGAUUUAUUUGACGAAAAAGCUGCACCAAGGCACAGUCAAAUCCUCCAACAACGUCACCAAUUGGGUCGGCACCAUUUGGAUGACGCCAAUCCUCGGCGCCUACAUCGCCGACGCUCACCUCGGCCGCUACUGGACCUUCGUCGCCGCCUCCGCCAUCUACCUCUCCGGGAUGUCGCUGCUGACGCUCGCAGUCUCGCUGCCGUCGCUCCGGCCGCCGCACUGCACCGACCCGGACCCGAACAACUGCCCCAAGGCCUCAACCCUCCAGCUGGGCAUCUUCUUCGGGGCCCUCUACACCCUGGCCGUGGGCACGGGCGGGACCAAGCCCAACAUCUCAACCAUCGGGGCCGACCAGUUCGACGACUUCGAGCCCAGGGAAAAAGCCCACAAGCUCUCCUUCUUCAACUGGUGGAUGUUCAGCAUCUUCUUCGGCACCCUCUUCGCCAACACCGUCCUCGUCUACAUCCAGGACAACGUCGGCUGGAGCAUCGGCUACGGCCUCCCCACCGCCGGCCUCCUCGUCUCCAUCGUCAUCUUCCUCGCCGGGACGCCCUUUUACCGUCACAGGGUCCCCGGCGGGAGCCCUUUUACUCGGAUGGCCAGGGUGAUCGUGGCCGCGGGGAGGAAGUGGAAGGUGGAUGUUCCUGGUGAUCCGAAGCAGCUCUACGAGCUGGAUCUGGCUGAGUAUGCCAAAGGUGGCAAGUUCAGAAUCGACUCCACGCCUACUCUGAGGUUUCUGAACAAAGCUGCGGUUCAGACGGGGUCAGAUGACGGUCCGUGGAUGCUGUGUCCGGUGACUCAGGUCGAAGAGACGAAACAGAUGCUCAGGAUGAUACCGAUCCUGGUGGCGACCUUCAUACCCAGCACGAUGAUCGCCCAGAUCAAUACCUUGUUCGUCAAGCAAGGGACCACCCUGCACCGCCAGAUCGGCAGCUUCCACAUCCCUCCAGCGAGUCUCACGGGGUUCGUCACCUUGUCGAUGCUUAUUUCUGUUGUAUUGUACGACAGGUUCCUGGUCCCGCUGGUGAGGAAGUGGACCAAGAACCCGCGAGGGAUCACGCUGCUCCAGAGGAUGGGGAUCGGGAUCGUCUUCCACAUCGUCAUAAUGCUGGUGGCGUCGUUGACGGAGAGGCACAGGCUGAGCGAGGCGAGGAAGCAUGGUGUGGUGGAGAGUGGAGGCCAGAUCCCUCUCUCCAUCUUCGUGUUGCUUCCUCAGUUUGUGCUCAUGGGAACUGCGGAUGCCUUCUUGGAGGUGGCCAAGAUUGAGUUCUUCUAUGAUCAGGCUCCGGAGAGCAUGAAGAGUUUGGGGACUUCGUACUCCACCACUAGCCUUGGGAUAGGCAAUUUCAUCAGUAGCUUCCUUCUGUCGACCAUUUCUGAUGUCACAAAGAGGCAUGGGCACAAGGGUUGGAUCCUGAACAAUUUGAAUGCAUCUCAUCUCGACUACUACUACGCCUUCUUCUCCGUGCUCAACUUCCUGAACCUGGGCUUCUUCUUGGUCGUGAUCAGGUUCUAUGUCUACAAAGCUGAAGUCUCGGAUUCGAUGCAUGUUCUAGCGGAAGAACUGAAAGAAAAUGCUCGUUUGAGGGAACCAUCAUCCAAUGAAUAACUUAUAAUCUGUUUGCACACACAGUGAAAUGAUAAUGAGAAACAUUUCAGAUCCAAGCUACCAUGAUCGAUAUUGCAAAUGUAGGUUCUUCCUGCAACGGUCACAUUUGUUCAUGCUUUAUACAACAUGUACCAAGGUUUCGAGAAACAACUUUUUAUAAGCAAACAAACACAUAAUGAAUGACG